Trichobilharzia regenti is the source of this 1928-nucleotide messenger RNA. The record is from the annotation of a GenBank genome assembly. NCBI's taxonomy places the organism in Eukaryota, Metazoa, Platyhelminthes, Trematoda, Strigeidida, Schistosomatidae.
CUUAUUGCGGCAGUUUUGACUCUUUGCGUUACUUCUGGACGCUGCGUAUUUUCACUUGAGGUUAGAGCAUCUUGUUGUUACUUUGCUAUUUGAAAGCUCCUGGUUUUUGGUGCACAAUUUAUUGAAAAUUCGCGGGUAAAUGUGGCUCAGAUACACGAAAGUAACAUCGUCAUCGAUAAACAGUAUUAUAUAUGUAUAUGUAGGGUUUCAGUGGUUCUUCAUGUUGAAGAAGCCUCAUUACGAUACAGAGUGAGGGGUGUAUAUACAAUCGUUAAUACUCUCCGUAAGAUAUCUCUACUGAAAUAACUGCCAUAGUUAAACUGUCAUAGGUUAAGGCAUAGUGACCUUGAGCAACCCCUAAGACUUCAGAUACAAAAACGUAUGAUCGUUGCACACUAAAAAUAUUUGCAAAAGUGAUAUUAUACCAUAGUUGUAGCUUAUGUAUUGUAAGUCUCUUAGUCAAUACACAGAUAGUUUGUAGGGAAAUCGUACCGUGCACGAUAUACCCAAAUGACUGUCGGUUAUGGUACUUUGAGAUCCAUUGAUAAUUCUGACACUAGUCUCCAAUCUUCUCCCAUCUCUAACCAUACUCCUUACCCUGACUUAACCCUAGACCCAAAACCUUAAUCUUAAAAGCCAUAACCCUACCUAACAUUAUAGAUUUGUAGAAAAAGUACCUAGUAAAUAAGUAGAAUACUGCAUCUAUUCUCUCCAAGUCCAAAAUGGCAGACGUGAUUUCGUUUCGAAUGACAUUUCAUAGCAUUCCCUGCGUCUAGUCGGUUCUUGGAGGUCAACUUUUGAAGGACCUUGACUGUGAUACUUUAACCUUGCCAGAUAACUUAGAUAUACCAAGUACAAAUAAAACAGUGUCGGUGUUUUGUUACACUAUAAAGAAAUAUGUUAUGCGUAGAUAUUUGUUAGUUGUUAUUUGGAAGGUAGUUCACAGUCAUAAUCUGGUCAUAAAAUGAAACUCAUCAACAGAGUUCCUAAUCACGAAGAGUAAACACUCGCUUAAUAUGUAACUGAUAUGAGGGCGGUUAAUAAAAAAUUAGUUGAUUUGAAAAUACGGAGACAUUUUGUGGAUUUUUAGUGGCUAUAGUCUACAUAAAUUGAUUCCUCGGUUUCCACUACGACAGAGCGAAACCGUUUGUUGCAGUGUGCUAAUUAGAAAAGUGUAGACAUAAGGUCUUCCAACUUCAUUUUAAUAGUGCUAAAUAAGUGUUAUAUAAUAAAAAGCGUAGUUGUCUCAUCGAACUACAAGAGUCCUAUCCAUAUUUCUUGAUUUUACUGAUGGUAGGGGGUAUGAGUUCGCCGUCUUACGUAUAUAUAUAUAUAUGUUACUACUGUUUCACUUUGGUGUGAUGUAUGAAAUGUGUAUUCGUCCAAUGGCUAACUUUAUAUUUGCAUACACAAUUUUACAGUAGGUUGUUAAUCCGGAAUAUAUAAUGGGUGAUGAAUACGGUGCUGCAGAUGAUUUCGAAUCAGAUGAGGAACCCCUAGAUGAGGUCCCAGAAGAAGAUUUAGAUACGAAACCCGAUGGCGUUACUUAUAUUACUGCUGAUGAAGUACCGCGACUGCCAUCAGGUCAGGCCAUUGUUGGUCCAGUAGAAAAAAGCAAACGAGUUACUACUCCAUAUCUCACAAAAUAUGAACGUGCUAGAGUUUUGGGAGCACGUGCCCUUCAGUUGUCAAUGUCCGCUCCUGUUAUGGUUGAACUUGAUGGUGAACGGGAUCCCCUAAAAAUUGCAGAAAAAGAGUUAAGAGCUAACAAAAUCCCUAUCGUCAUUCGACGUUAUCUUCCUGAUGGGAGUUUUGAAGACUGGAGUUUAGAUGAACUUAUUUUAACAGAAUAAAAUCUUUGUACUUUAGUUGACUUCUCAAUAUUGGAAACGCAGUCUAACACUAUCUAUACAGAGCUACUGUGUGGU